Messenger RNA from Arabidopsis lyrata subsp. lyrata, 189 nucleotides. RefSeq lists its product as uncharacterized. Lineage: Eukaryota; Viridiplantae; Streptophyta; Magnoliopsida; Brassicales; Brassicaceae. The record is from RefSeq and is a predicted model, not a curated record.
AUGCCAAGUCUUAAUUCUUAUGUUUGCAGCCCAGCCCCUGAACUAGAAUCUAAUAAAGAUAACUCCAAAAGUAGCCAGAUCUUACCGGUUGAUUGCCACUUCGUGGUGCUUGCCGGAGAGGAAGCACAAAACUCUUCCCCUAGUAAAAGUAAAACAACCCAUUGAUCUUUUGAAUUUUCAGGAAGAUGA